AACAUGCACCACGUGACACCAUUAGCGCUAUACUUCGGUAUUGUUCUGGAAAAGGUAUUUUCUCUCACGGGCUAUGAGGCUGGUUCUCUGGAAGCCAAAAGCGGUCCUACACUGCACAAAAUCGAUAAAGGAAGUAGCGACAGGAACGCCUGGCUCUCUUUUGCUUUACAGUUUAGCAGUUUUGUGGCUGAAUGUGGGCGGAUGCUCUUCUGUUCCAGACUGGCUGCUGUCACUCGACGAACGCUGCUGUGUGGCUCUGAUGCGUGACCGUCCACAUUUCUUUCUUUUUCUUUGUGAACUGUAAUAUUCUCUCUCUUUUGUUGCGCCUGCAGCUCUCUGAAGAAGAAAUUGGCAUUUUUUAUAUAUAAUAGCAUCAUCAUCUCCUCUGAGUGUAGAGACGGCACGAUUGCUACACCUGCCAUGGCCUCAUAAUUAAAUAAUUUACUUCGGAAUAAUAUCAGUGAGAUAUUUUUCUAUUCACCGGUUUCAAAAUACACCGUAAAGAAUAGUAUAUUUCUACCAAUCAUAUCUGACCAAUUAGAGACAACGUGUGGGCCAAAGCCACGCCCAUUAAAUACAGCUAUGCUUAUCUCCUUUCUAUUUGCUCAUUCUUUUUUCAUCGUUUGACUUAGACGUCUUCGACGCCCUCUUUCGUCACGGAGUGGAAAGACAACAGCGCAUGUCGGGACAAGCAAAUUCACAUUCAAACUGUCUUAAACACACCUUUUAUUCCAAGAAUGUAACCAAUAUAUAUGUAUUACAUCGUAUAAGUGAUGUCUACAUACACCCCUCAGACACCUAAAUAAUUUAGAAACAGAACAAAGGUAUAAAUAUUUAAGUGCAAAGUCAUUAGAUACCAGGUAGGCUACCUGAGCCACAUGACGCAUCAAGGACAGAGGAUUUAGAAAGCUAAACUAUUUUAAGUUGUAUUUGUUGCUUUAAAAGAAAUAUAGUUGAUCGAUUACUGAUAAAAUGUUAGUUCAGGUGUUUGAGACAAUUUGGGAGACCUUCCAGUCAAAAGACUCAGUUUUGCAAUCUAUGUGGGACUAUGUGCGACUCAACCACUCUGAAACUCUUCGGUCUCCUCUCUUUCCUGUGAUUCUGACCGUAGCGUCGUAUUUUGUGCUUUGUCUACCCUAUUUAUUCUGCGACAUCAUGGGAAAGAAGUGGCCAGCUAUUAACCGGUACAAGAUCCAGCCCGACAAGAUGCCCACAACUGCAAUGCUCCUUCACUGCAGUGGAGUUACUCUUUAUAAUCACGUCCUUCUGGUGUUUCCUGCCGCAGUAGCGCAGUGGAUGUGGAGACCUCCUGUCCCCCUUCCUGAAAGAGCACCUACACUGCUUGAACUUGCAGGAGGGGUGACUGUAAACCUUCUUCUUUUUGACUUACAGUAUUUUAUCUGGCACUUUUUGCAUCAUAAGAUCCGCUGGCUGUAUGUGACUUUCCAUGCUAUCCACCAUAAAUACUCCGCCCCAUUUGCUCUGGCCACACAGUGCCUUGGCGGAUGGGAGUUGGUGACGGUGGGCUUCUGGACCACGAUCAACCCCAUUCUGCUGAGGUGUCACCUGCUCACCACCUGGAUGUUCAUGGUGGUCCACGUCUAUGUAUCGGUGGAAGACCACUGCGGAUAUGAUUUCCCUUGGUCCACGUCUCGUCUGAUCCCAUUUGGUGUUUAUGGAGGUCCGAGCAAGCAUGAUGUGCACCACCAGAAACCUAAUACUAACUUUGCACCCCAUUUUAGUCACUGGGAUAAACUGUUCGGCACUCAUGCUGAUUUUAGUUUUGCUAAAGCUCAGUGAUGAGCAUUCAUGUGUAAAUAUUAUAUUUGUGUGUUUGGUUGCUUCAGGCAGAGCUUAAACAAAGCAGAACUUCAGUUUUCACUUUUACUUUAUUUGUAUAGGAACAGUAUUAAAGGCAUGAUUUUAGUGCAACAAAUUUAAAUAAACAAAUUAAAAAUUAAGACAAGAAAACGAUGCAUAGAGAUUAUAGUAAUAUAAUGAAGGCUAAUUUGCAUAUCAUAAACAUAGUUAUAAUUAGUAAAUUUCUAAAAACGAGUAAGAAUCUGUUUGUUUUUUAACCAGCAUUUUAACAUUAUGACAGAACUCAAAUCUUGCAUCUGUUGUAUGUAAGUUGAGAACCUUUUACAGAGAUAAUUCUUCUGGUAAUAUUAUGUCUAUUUAUUCAUUUAGAAAUCAAUUUUAUGUUGAUUAUCAACUUUAAUCAGCUGUAUUAUAUUAGCGUUUAAAAACUAGUUUUACAUAUGAUACAUUUAUACGGUUUUAAAAUGCACAAGAAUAAAAAAAAAAGUAUAUUGUGACCUUUUAUGAUUUAUCACUGUAAGUGAUUUUAAAGUUAAUUGGAGCAUGUUUUACAAAUAAAUAUAAUUUUAGUGUUUCUGCUUAAAAAUGUUGUUUAAUUCAAUGUUUUACUUGCCCUUUCUUUGAAUUAUUUGUGAAAUUUACUAGCAAUUUCUUGAAAACUGUUUCAAAGGAAAUCCUACAGUAUUCUUUUAUUGUUUAUUUAUUUAUUUAUUUUAGUGAUUGUCAAUUUAUUUGUUUGGGUCCACACUGUGGCACAAUCUGAAAUGUGAGUCAAAAUCAUUGCAUACACAAUACAUUAAAAAAUACUAUAUUAUAUCCUUUUAUUUUCUUCAGCUAUAAAACAGGUGUUGAAAGGAAAAUAUGUAUUUAUUUUUGAUUUCUCCUACAUACUAUGGUAAACUCAGAAGCAAAUUUUCACAAGAGGACGUUUUUUUUCUUUUACUUUUUUAAAGGAAAGCAGAUUUGCACAUACGUGUGAACUCAAAGUAGAUCAUAAUGCAGUUGCCUCUCGUUUCAAAUCCUGAUUUGAAUCUCUGUGUUGAUAAUAUUCUGUCUGUUUUUUAAGACUAAACUGUAAUAUUUACACAUCUGUUGUUUAUUUCAUGGAAUAGUUAACAUUGCUUUAGUCGUGUUGGGUGUAUGCAUUGAUCUGAUUGAUUGUGAUUAUGCAACUCAGUGAUGUAACAGCAGGUGUCAGUAAAGAGAUUACUUAGUUAAAUCCCAUUGUGUAACUAUCUUGCAUGUAACCGUUUACUUUCUAUAUUUAAUUAUUAAAUAAAUUUAAUUUAAUAAGUCGAUGUUUUUAAUAGCAGGAAAAUAUGUAGUUCUUUGCAGUUACAAAAAAAAUAAAAAUAAUAUUAAGAUAGAAUAGUUAAUAUUUUAUAAAUACAAUGUGAGUGAUGCGUGCCGGUGCAAACUUGUAAUGCUUAAUGCUUUGCUAAAGCCAGCGCUACUAAUAAAAGUCUA
Molecule: messenger RNA, 3288 nt
Organism: Carassius gibelio (silver crucian carp)
Lineage: Eukaryota; Metazoa; Chordata; Actinopteri; Cypriniformes; Cyprinidae
Product: cholesterol 25-hydroxylase-like protein 1, member 2
Exons: 1
Coding region: 973-1800 (275 amino acids)
Biological process (GO): sterol biosynthetic process; cholesterol metabolic process
Molecular function (GO): C-4 methylsterol oxidase activity; iron ion binding; steroid hydroxylase activity
Source: RefSeq, a predicted model, not a curated record